CGAAGGACGCAGCUGGGUGGGAGGACGGUGACCCAGGCCAUGUCCACCACCACAUGUCAAGUGGUGGGCUUCCUGCUGUCCAUGCUGGGCCUGGCCGGCUGCAUCACUGCCACGGUGAUGGACAUGUGGAGCACCCAGGACCUGUACGACAACCCUGUCACCGCCGUGUUCCAGUACGAAGGGCUCUGGCGCAGCUGCGUGCAGCAGAGCUCCGGCUUCACCCAGUGCCGGCCCUACUUCACCAUCCUGGGCCUGCCAGCCAUGCUGCAGGCAGUGCGAGCCCUGAUGAUUGUGGGCAUCGUCCUGAGCAUCAUUGGCCUCCUGGUGUCCAUCUUCGCCCUCAAGUGCAUCCGCAUCGGCAGCAUGGAUGACUCUGCCAAAGCCAAAAUGACACUUACCUCCGGGAUCAUGUUCAUCAUCUCAGGUCUCUGUGCAAUCGCUGGAGUGUCUGUAUUUGCCAACAUGCUGGUGACUAACUUCUGGAUGUCCACAGCUAACAUGUACACCAGCAUGGGUGGGAUGGUGCAGACCGUCCAGACCAGGUACACCUUCGGUGCGGCUCUGUUUGUCGGCUGGGUCGCUGGAGGCCUCACGCUAAUUGGGGGCGUGCUGAUGUGCAUCACGUGCCGGGGCCUGACGCCCGAGGAAACCAACUACAAAGCCGUCUCUUAUCACGCCUCGGGCCACAAUGUUGCCUACAGGCCUGGAGGCUUCAAAGCCAGCACUGUCUUUGAGUCCAACACCAAAAACAAGAAGAUAUACGAUGGGGGUGCCCGCACAGAAGAUGAGGGACAAUCUCAUCCUUCCAAGUACGACUACGUGUAGCCCUCCAAGACACCUCGGCAGGAGCAGAAGAAAUCCCCCAACUAGAGCUCACCCCAAAACAAGGACAUUUUACCUUGAUUUCCCAUUGCUUUUGACUCACAGUUGGAAGUUAGAAAGCCUUGGUUUCACCUGUGGUGAGGCCAGAUGGUCUUGGACACCGGCCUCUGUCUCUAAAUGUUCAUCACAAAACAGCUGAGUUAGCAGAUGUGCCUUAGAGGCUAUAGCCCACAUUUUC
Molecule: messenger RNA, 1060 nt
Organism: Orcinus orca (killer whale)
Lineage: Eukaryota; Metazoa; Chordata; Mammalia; Artiodactyla; Delphinidae
Gene: CLDN18
Product: claudin 18
Exons: 5
Coding region: 40-825 (261 amino acids)
Biological process (GO): cell adhesion; bicellular tight junction assembly
Cellular component (GO): bicellular tight junction; plasma membrane
Molecular function (GO): structural molecule activity
Source: RefSeq, a predicted model, not a curated record